Messenger RNA from Wallemia ichthyophaga EXF-994, 405 nucleotides. RefSeq lists its product as uncharacterized. The coding region runs from base 1 to 405 and encodes 134 amino acids. The transcript has a single exon. Lineage: Eukaryota; Fungi; Basidiomycota; Wallemiomycetes; Wallemiales; Wallemiaceae. The record is from RefSeq and is a predicted model, not a curated record.
AUGUUCUCAGGUAUUGCUAGAAGCGUCGCUUUGAGAAGCAGCAGAGUGGGAAUUCCCAGAGCUGCAGUCACUCCAAUCACACUCAGUCACACGCACAGAUAUGCUUCAGGCUUCGGAUCGAGCGAACAAGCGCAACUCCUUGAAAAACUCUCGAAAGCACCUAAAGCCAUUGAAAUUAUCAAGCAACUCAGCCAGGUUAUGCACGAUAAGGGCGUUGAACCUGGCUCCAACCCAUCAGCAUCCACACUCUGGUCACUCGCGAGCGAUGAAAAAGUAAAGGAAUUAUCUCAAGAGCUGAAUAACGAGUUGAAAGAGGCUGGUAUCGAUGCCAAGGAGAUGGUCGGUGAUAUUAUGCCAGGCAGCGACGGUGAGAACGGCGACAAGGGCAGUGAGAAUGUUAAGUAG